AUGCCGACCAAUGCGCCACAGGGGAAGACCAAAUGGGGCGUGGGCUCCUUUUUUCAACAGGCUGUAUCGGGCGUGGAGUCUCGUCUGGACGUCAUCCUGGCGAACGAGGAAGACGCACCCCCGAGUAACAAGGUUGCCAAGGACGGAGAAACACCUUCGCAGUCAAAUCCAAACAUUGCUGCUGCUAAACAAACCGUCGCCGUCUCCCGGAGUUCCUCCAAUUCCCGCAAAAAUGAUCGCUUACAAGAGCGCCUGGCAAGGGCCAUGGUCAAAUCCCAAAGCCCUGCGACAGUCAGCAGUCCCCGAUCCUCCGUUGAGAUUCCCUCUCGUUCGUCGACCCCUUUACCCGGAAGUGAGAAGCGUGUCAGUCUGGAUAGCACACGCAUUAGCUUGGACGAAAAUGCAUCCGGUCUACGAAUAGAAAACGAUGCCUCGCACGACACCCCGAGAAGCAGUCACGAUUCAGAUAUACGAUCCCAGGCUUCCAAGGAUUUGGCUGCCGGUGAAAACAACACGGAACAAGAAGCAAGCGAUACGCUGCUCGAACAGACAUCUGAGCCACUGAUAUCAAUAGAUGUGGUGGAGAGUGAGGCGGAUGAUACUGCCGAGCCCACUGAGACACAGAACCCGGAACUCGAAGAAUUACGAACCGAACACAAGGCCGCUGAAGCCCGAUGGCAGGAGGAAACACAUGACUACAUCGAAAAGAUUGACGCUUUACAAUCAAAGCUGAAAUAUCUAGCUAAAGAAGCUGCAGGCUCAGCUCGAGAAGCGGCCUCGGCGGCAGCACCGGGCAGUGCCGAGAAGCAACUGUCAGAAAAGGAUGAACGUAUUGCACUCUUACUUGAAGAAGGCCAGAAACUUGCAAAAACAGAGCUGGAAAAUCGGGCCAUCAUCAAGAAAUUACGACAGCAAAUCACGGAUAGCACCAAGCAAGAGAACGAUACAAAGCGGCGCACAACCAAACUCGAACGAGACCUAGCCAACGCAGAAGCUAAGACGAAACGAGCAGAGGCAUCGGAAAAAAGGGCACAGGAACUAUUGAACUCACAAUCCAAAGCUUCUAGGGAGCUUGAAAUAGUGACAUCGGAACGACAAACUUUGAGUGCCACAGUGGAUGAACUCAAGGGUCAACUUGAAAGAGCUGUUGCUCGCGCUGAGGCUGCCGAAUCCAAAGCUCAAGCUGAAGCCUUGGAGAAAUCAAACCGGCGAGUUGCCGAUUUAGAGGGUGAUUUAUCAAGUGCAAAGAUUGAAAAGGAGCUGAGCGAGGAAAAACUAAAGAGAGAAAUCCGAGGCCUCAAAGAUAGUCUAGAAAGAGAGAAAGAAAGCGCCCGUGUUUUGGAAGCUGAACUGAAAGGGGAACAAUCUGUUCUGGAAAGUAAAAUGGAAAGCUUGCGCUCACGAGCUGAAGAGGCUUCCUCAAGUGCCGCGGGCGACGCGCAGGCGAAAUUGCUUCGCCAAAUAGAGACACUACAGACACAGUAUGCCGUUGCCAGUGAGAAUUGGCAAGGGAUUGAGAGUUCCCUGCUGUCCAGGCUGACCGGGGUCGAGAGAGAGCGGGAUGAAAUCGCCCGCAAGGAGGCGGAUCUACGGCGAAAGGCCCGAGAAGUGAAUAUAAAAGCCAAGAAGGCAGACGAAGAGCUCGAAACUGCCAGGGAAACCAUCGAAGAGCUAGAGCGUACUCUACAGGAAACGCGACAACAAGUGCAGAAACUACGAGAAAGAGUGCAAAAGUCAGAGGAGGAAUUCGAUUCACUUCGAAAAGAUGCAACAGCCAAAGAAAAAUCCAUCGAGGCAAAUUGGUCACAGAAACUGGAAGAAGAACGAUCUAGAUGGCGAGACCAGAUCGCAUCUCCACCACCUUUCCUUCAAGAGCCCCGAACAGCGUCGCCUGUGGCUUCCAGUCGUAGAUCAACAGGUCUAUCCGGCGGUCUUGACCCUCUCGUCACUGAAAGUCGCCCAUUGAGCCGUCGUUCCUCCACCCUUCCAGCUCAUGCGGACAUUCUAACCCCAACGCGGACGAAUUCGUUCCCAUCAUUCCAAGGAAUUGGUUCUCCGCACGUAACAAAUGGCCCUCCCAAUCCCAACUUAUUGGGUGCCCCGCCAAUCCAUGCUCUGGAGCCAGAUGAAUACUACAGUGGUUCUCCACUCACUCCAUCAGCUUACGGAGCCCAGACAAACGUUUCUCGUGGAAACGGAAUAAAUGAAAUUAUAUCCGUUUCAACUGUUGGAGCUGGACCCUCAGUACAAUUAGUUGAACGUAUGAGUGCAACAGUCCGGCGUCUUGAGAGCGAGCGGGCAGCCACCAAGGAUGAAUUAGAACGCAUUACAUCUCAACGUGACGACGCCAGACAGGAGGUUGUUGAACUCAUACGUGAGAUAGAGGAGAAGCGCAAGGGAGACGGGCGUAUCGAAGAGUUGGAGGCGCAGGUCACUCAACUAGAUGAGCGUUAUGAAACCACUCUCGAACUCCUCGGUGAGAAGAGCGAACAGGUGGAAGAGCUUCAGGCAGAUAUCGCCGAUCUCAAGAAGAUAUAUCGCGAGUUGGUCGAUAGUACAAUGAAGUGA
Molecule: messenger RNA, 2568 nt
Organism: Talaromyces rugulosus
Lineage: Eukaryota; Fungi; Ascomycota; Eurotiomycetes; Eurotiales; Trichocomaceae
Exons: 3
Coding region: 1-2568 (855 amino acids)
Cellular component (GO): Golgi apparatus; endoplasmic reticulum
Source: RefSeq, a predicted model, not a curated record